Molecule: messenger RNA, 2534 nt
Organism: Salvia miltiorrhiza (redroot sage)
Lineage: Eukaryota; Viridiplantae; Streptophyta; Magnoliopsida; Lamiales; Lamiaceae
Product: phosphatidylglycerophosphate phosphatase 1, chloroplastic/mitochondrial-like
Exons: 5
Coding region: 247-1260 (337 amino acids)
Molecular function (GO): phosphatidylglycerophosphatase activity
Source: RefSeq, a predicted model, not a curated record
GAAAAUAUGUGGCUAAUAAAAUGUAAGCCUCAAAAUGUGAUAUUUCUCAAAAAAAAUGAAAGCCUCAAAUUGAGAUUUCGAGAAGCCCAAUGGACCUGGAAGCAUUCCGCCAUGGGUAGGUUCAGAAUUCAGAUGCCUUGGAUUCUUGGCUUCACCUCCAUUUCCCAAAUUCGAGAAUUUGUAGCUUUGCAAUUUUCACCAUAUACAAUAUAUAUUUAAGCGCAGAAAUUCCAUGUUAAUUUAAUUAUGCAAUCCACUUCAAUUUCUUCUUCAUGGCACACUUGCUGCUACUAUCCUGUUCCCAAUAAUAUCUUCCACCACAAUCCCCAUCAUCGUAUUCCUAGCAAGAUCACGAUCAACUCGAGGCCUCGAAAUUCCCAGUAUACAAAUCAUAACGUUGUCGCACUAACCGCCACGCAUAGUUGCAGCAAAGAACAAGAAAGCAAGCAGAAGCAUAAUCAUCAAGAAAACAGCGAGUUCCUGCAGGAUUUUUGCUCUUCCGCCGAAAAUCAGGAGCCCCAUUUCGGGGAGGGUGAAAGGGAGCGGGGAUUUGGGGUGGAUAAUCAAUCAGGCAUUUCUUCGAACAUGGGGUGGGCUGAAUUGAAAGCCGCAUUAGGGCAGCGGAUUAAUUUCGAAGGCAUCGCUUGCUCCUUUGGGAUUUUCUCGAAAGACAAGCAGUUAGCGAUUCCACAUGUUGGCGUGCCUGAUAUCAGGUACAUUGAUUGGGCUGAGCUGAAAAAUAGGGGUUUUCAAGGUGUAGUGUUUGAUAAGGAUAACACUAUCACUGUUCCUUACUCUUUGAGCUUGUGGGCGCCUCUUGGACCGACUAUUGAGCAGUGUAAAUCUUUGUUCGGCUCGAAUAUCGCUGUUUUCAGCAACUCUGCGGGGUUGUCUGAGUAUGACCCUGAUGGUAGAAAGGCUGGAGCUCUGGAGGAUGCAAUUGGCAUCAAAGUCAUAAGGCAUAAGAUGAAGAAGCCUGCAGGAACAGCUGAAGAAAUUGAAAACACCUUUGGCUGUGAAUCCUCUAGACUCAUUAUGGUUGGUGAUCGGCCUUUCACAGAUAUUGUUUACGGGAACAGAAAUGGUUUUUUGACAAUACUGAGUGAACCACUUAGUCAUGAAGAGGAGCCUUUGAUUGUGAGGCAGGUGAGGCUGCUUGAAGUGGCCCUUAUUCAACGAUGGUCGAAAAAGGGUAUAAUGCCUAUCAGUCACAAGCUAGUCCCGGAUCCAGCAAAGUGUGUUAAGGAUGUACCCAUCUGAAAAUUCUCGUUAAUAAUGAACAGAAAAGAUCAUUCAUUCUUUAUAUAUUCUUUUUUUUGUCUUUGAAAAAAUAUUUUCUUGAAUUGGCAGGAUUUAGGCAAAUUGUCUAAUCAGCUUUGCUUGAAUCUCAAUGAGUUAGUUACCUGAAGGACCAAGGUUAAUAUCACGCACAGUUGCUAAAAAACCAACUUAAUGUCUUAAACCUUAAACCUCGUAUCAAUUAGAGAGUGCUUUUAGAAUGAUCAUAAAAUAUAUCAGUAAUGUGCUUAUUUACCCAUACUAAGAUCAUAACAUAAUAUCUUCUGCUGCGUUUAAGUGUUGAGGCGUAAUCAAACGUGUGAGUAGGUUGACCAGUUACUGUUUCCUUCUAUUUCUAUGGUUUUAGUCAUAAGUAAUUGGAAUUGUUAGUUAAUGUUGGAACUUUUCUUUGUUUGCAAUGCUUCUCAGAUUGUUACAUGAGUGUAUCUGUUCAUUAGCUGAACCAUAUCAUAUGUGGUUUUAGACUCUCAACAUACCACAUCUUAGCCAUGUGGCUAUGUAGAUUCUACUGUGUUAUUCUUUUCAGACAUAGCAGACUCAUGAGCGAAAUGACCAAGAGCGUGAAAAAUAUAGCACACGAGAUGUUGCUUCUUUCUACUUGCUGAAUUGCCUUGUGCUCCAGGUUAUAAUCUGUCUCUUUGGACCUUUCACUCUCGUUGCCCUUCUUUCAAGUUGUCUUGAAGAUACCAAAUGUCGUUGUGAAGGUGGAUUGAAUAACAUCAUAUGCUCUACUUGUUAGGAAAAGUUGGAUAGGACUUAUGCUUGAAAGUUGUUACUUGUUAGUGAGACUGACUUGAUUUAAGUUUCUCCAUGGUUGAUAUAGUUUAGAGAAUAUCAUGUUGCUUGUAAGUGUGAAACCCAGCUACUCGUAUUUCUCUAAGAUCACUACGCGGUUGGGAUUUCGUGUGUGUACACGAAAUCUUUCUUUCUUUUAGAGCUUACAAGAACUGAAUCUUUCUUCUUCUUUUUUCAUAGUUUAUAAAAGUUCUGUUUAUUCUUCCUCUGCAGGUCUUGUAUAGAGCUUGGUAGUGCCCUUUCUAUUCUUGUAUAGUUUGGUAGUGUCCUUUUCUAUUUAUGUAUUUCCAUUUCAUCUUCUAAUUAUGAUCUUCCAUAUAUACUGGGGAUUACUCUUCCCUUUUGUUUAUUUAUUUUGAGGAAAGUUAGGUGGUGGGGCAUUUAUUCCUCUGCUUGAAAUCACACCUUAUAAAAAUUAACACAAAUUUGAAUUUCUUAAA